Molecule: messenger RNA, 1824 nt
Organism: Boleophthalmus pectinirostris (great blue-spotted mudskipper)
Lineage: Eukaryota; Metazoa; Chordata; Actinopteri; Gobiiformes; Gobiidae
Product: forkhead box protein K2-like
Exons: 6
Coding region: 184-1416 (410 amino acids)
Biological process (GO): regulation of transcription by RNA polymerase II
Molecular function (GO): protein binding; DNA-binding transcription factor activity, RNA polymerase II-specific; RNA polymerase II cis-regulatory region sequence-specific DNA binding
Source: RefSeq, a predicted model, not a curated record
CUUUCUCUCGGCGGUGGUGGGUUGGAGCCGCUGUCCCCUCGGCCUCUCGCAUGUUCCCCUCGAAAUUUUUGUUUUGAAUUCGAUGCCCCUGUUGUAGAUUUGCUCCCGUAGCACGCCACCGCAAGGCCACACCGAUCCCGCGUCUUGUUUACCCCCGAUCACGUUCGCCGUAGAAGCAGAAGCAUGGCUGUGGUAAGCGGCGGGUCGUCUGGGCCACUUGCCCGGCUCGAGGGCCGCGAAUUCGAAUACAUGAUGAAGAAGCGCUCGGUGACCAUCGGACGCAACUCCUCGCAGGGCUCCGUGGACGUGAGCAUGGGCCACUCCAGCUUCAUCUCCCGCAGGCAUCUGGAGAUUUUCACCGCCAGCGACGAGGGCUCGGGCAGCGGGGACUUCUACCUCCGAUGUCUGGGCAAAAACGGGGUGUUUGUGGACGGCGUGUUUCUACGGAGGGGCGCCCCUCCUCUGCAGCUUCCACGAAUGUGCACGUUCCGGUUCCCCAGCACAAACAUAAAGAUCUCGUUCACGGCCUUGUCCAGUGGCAGGAAAGUGAAACGUGAAGCUCCAGAAUCUCCAGUUAAAGCGGUUCAGCCUCAGAUCUCUCCUUUAACCAUCAGCAUCCCAGAAAACAUCGCCCACCUCAUGAGCCCCCUGCCCUCCCCCACAGGGACCAUCAGUGCUGCUAACUCGUGCCCCUCCAGUCCACGGGGGGCAGGCUCCUCUGGGUACAGACUGGGCAGUCGAAUGGUGAGCUCAGCAGAACUUCAGCUCAUAAACGAUAACUCGCAACCAGAGCACGAGAAGGACAACUCCGGAGGGGACAGUCCCAAGGACGACUCGAAGCCUCCGUACUCCUAUGCACAGUUGAUUGUCCAGGCCAUCACUCUGGCUCAGGACAAACAGCUCACUUUAAACGGCAUCUACAACCACAUCACCAAGAACUACCCCUACUACCGCACCGCCGACAAGGGCUGGCAGAACUCGAUCCGUCAUAACCUUUCUCUGAACCGGUACUUCAUAAAAGUGGCCCGGUCUCAGGAGGAGCCGGGGAAAGGUUCGUUCUGGAGGAUAGACCCGUCGUCUGAAGCUAAACUGGUGGAACAGGCCUUCAGGAAACGCAGGCCCAGAGGAGUCCCCUGCUUCAGAGCCCCACACGGACCCCUCUCAUCCAGGAGUGCACCGGCGUCUCCCAACCACUCGGGGGUGCUGUCUGCUCACUCCAGCGGUGUGCAGACCCCGGACAGCCUGUCGAGGGAGGGCUCACCUGUCCCUCUGGAGGUCGACACGUCUGUCCCCGCCCCCAGCGCCAACGUGCAGCCCAAACUAAUCCAGGAGACGAGAUUCGCACACAACACGCCAGGUACACACGGUGGAUUAUACUGUAGACGUCACACGCUGGGAAUAUUCUCAGCAUUUUAACUUUAUACUUUUAUAAACUACAUUUGUCUAGAUCCAGAAUAAAUAUAUUGUUAAAGCAGCUCUUGGGGUCAAAAUGAGACCCCUGUGGACUGUCUGCAACAAGUUUCUUAUAGUCCCCGACUUAUAAGAACCAACUACACAAGGGGAAAAAAACAAAUACACCUUAACUAAUUCAAAUAAAAUGCAGGGGAAAAUAAUACUGUUUAGUUAUAAAUAUUUCCUGUAGAUAUUGCAUGUUUUAGUAGCUUUUUUUUUUAAAAUCUGUUUUAUUGUCUGGAAAUAUUGAUGUAUUUCAUUUCAUAGUUCAUUUUGUUUUGUGUGUGAUAUUUGAUCAGUAUGAAUGAGGAAGCAGAGAUCUUUGAUACUGAAGGAGUUGUUGAAGAAAAACAAAAUGUCACUUUCCUGGAG